Cricetulus griseus (Chinese hamster) is the source of this 1249-nucleotide messenger RNA. NCBI's taxonomy places the organism in Eukaryota, Metazoa, Chordata, Mammalia, Rodentia, Cricetidae. The record is from RefSeq and is a predicted model, not a curated record.
GUCUACUUUGUCUCGCACAUCCCCAUCACGAUGUUCAUCGACAUGCAGGUGGUGCUGCCGCCCGAAGUGUACCCGCAGGAGUUCAGCAAUCUGUUGCGGUGGUACUCCAAGGAGUUCAAAGACCCUCUGAUGCAGGACCCCCCAUUGUGGUUCAAGUCCUUCCUAUUUUGUGAGCUUGUGUUCCAGCUGCCUUUCUUUCCUGUUGCAGCAUAUGCCUUCUUCAAAGGAAAUUGCCGGUGGAUCCGAAUCCCUGCAAUCAUGUAUGCAGUUCACACCAUAACAACUUUAAUUCCAAUCCUCUAUACAUUUCUAUUUGAGGAUUUCUCCAAAGCUGUUGCUUUCAAAGGACUCGGACCCGAGAAUUUCCGUGAACGACUGACCCUCAUAGGUGUCUAUGCCCCCUACCUAAUAAUCCCCCUUAUACUCCUCCUGUUCAUGUUGCGGAACCCUUUCUAUAAGUAUGAGGAGAAAAGAAAGAAAAAAUAGGGGCCAGCCACUAGCCCAACCAGGGAGAUCCCACAGCACAGUUGCCUUUUGGACAAUACUAGAAAAACUGCUCUGAACCCAUGUCUCAGCAGCAUUUGAAACAUACCAACAGCAGUGCACAAGACACGCCAAGCCCUCACCUUCGAAGGGCUGAACAGGCCAUCAGCAGGGAUGGGGACCAGCAAAAUGGUGCCAAAGUUCUGCUAUAGCAUUGCUAAAAAUGGGCAGACAAAAAGCUGGUCAGUUCGUGGCCUAGAACACACACACCUGACUAAAUCCUGACUCAACCUGUAGCUGAUCACUAGUCAACAAAUGAGUAGUGGGUGUUUUGGGCCACUUUAAUAUCACAAAUUUUGUCUCUUUAAAUGUCCAUGAAAAGCUACCAUUUCCUGCCUGUACCUCCACCUCUGGAAGAAAAAACAAUAUUGUAGACUCGAAAGCCUAAGCCAGAAAUGGGUUAUGUUUAGAUGGUAACCAUUUACACAUCAUCCAUUCUUCCAGUUAUUCUACUAGUACUUGUACUUCCCAACUCUGGCCCCUCACACCAGUAGGCUCCCUGGUAGAUAGCUUUAUCCUUCCUCUCUGCCUGGUCCUUCCCAUUCUGUUCAGAGUGGGGUAAUAGUGUGACUGUCCCAGGGUGUCUGCUGUUCCACUGGCUCUCCUUAUAGAAACAAGGUUGGUGGGUGUUUUUGCUUGCAAGCCAUAUUGCUCUGGUUAUUACUGUCUGACUUGUGUGUAUGGUCCAAAUAAAGGUAGCUGCUGA